UGUGGCUCUGUGUGGUUUGCAUAGAUAAUCGUUCAUAUGAAUCCUUGCACAUCUGUCUCUGUCCUCCAUGUGGAACAGAAUAGAGCAUUAGCUAUUGCCAAAGACUGUCAGUACAGAAAAUCAACCAGAUGGGUUCUUUUGUCUUUACAGUUAUGAAUGAUAUCAUCACAACCAUGUUCAAUAAAAAGUUUAUGGAAGAACUGUUUAAACCACAGGAACUCUAUUCCAAAAAGGCUCUGAGAACAGUGUACGACCGACUGGCUCAUGCAUCUAUCAUGAGACUGAACCAGGCAAGCAUGGAUAAGCUAUAUGACCUUAUGACUAUGGCUUUCAAAUACCAAGUUCUGCUCUGUCCUCGACCCAAAGACAUACUGCUAGUCACUUUCAAUCAUCUGGAUGCUAUCAAGGAUUUUGUACGGGACGCCCCUAACAUUCUUAACCAAGUGGAUGAAACAUUUCGGCAGCUAAUUGAUAUGUACACUUGUCUCUCUGCUGGUGAAUUUCAACUGAUCAGGCAAACACUCCUAAUUUUCUUUCAGGACAUGCACAUCAGGGUCUCCAUCUUUCUAAAGGAUAAGGUACAAAACUCGAAUGGUCGCUUUGUGCUGCCAAUAUCCGGUCCUGUUCCAUGGGGAACAGAAGUUCCAGGACUCAUCAGGAUGUUUAAUUGCAAUGGAGAUGAAGUUAAACGAGUUGAAUUCACCACUGGUGGAAAUUAUGUCAGUCCACAAAGGGAAGGUUCAUUUGAUCUUUAUGGAGACAGAGUGCUUAAACUGGGAACAAACAUGUACAGUGUUAGUCGACCAGUAGAGACACACAUGUCAGGAGCAUCCAAGAAUUUGGCAUCUCACACAAAGGAAAAUGCAGCCCCCAACCCCCUUGCUAAAGAAGAACUGAACUUUUUGGCUAGAUUAAUGGGAGGCCUGGAGAUCAAGAAACCCAAUGGCAGUGAGCCAGGAUUCCGAUUAAACCUAUUCACAACAGAUGAGGAGGAAGAAUAUGCAGCACUGACCAGACCUGAAGAGUUAUCUUACAAAGUUAUCAACAUACAAGCAACCCAGGACCAGCAACAGAAUAAGGAGCUGGCUCGAAUCAUGGGAGAGUUUGAGGUGGCAGAUCAGCCCAGUCAGAGCAUAAGCAAGGGAGAUGAUUUACUGGCUAUGAUGGAUGAAUUAUGAUACUCUGAUUCCCAGAGGCAGAAGAAGAAGCUGUUUAUUUACUCGCUCACAAUUUGACGCAGACAGAAACCUGCUGCUAGUCUCCUGCCACAUGGAGCUGUUACAAAUCCUGUUUGUGUCAUGACUGAUUGCACAGGCCAGUCUCAGUUCCCAGAAACACAGGCUGGGUGGCACUGGUACAUGUUCUACCAAAACCACUGAUGUUAAAUGUGACUUUUCAAAAUUUGACUUUCAUUUUCUGUAAAAACUCUAGAUUGUUCCAUGCCUUAGACUUAGAUGAUUGAGUAAUUUAAAGGAAAGGGGAAGUGUUCCGCUCUUACCCUUUGCAAGGGGAAAUCUGGAUACUUUUGGUACCAUUUAUAAUGGGAAAUGUGAAGCUUGGUGUAAUAUAUAGUAGUUUGUGCUUGGUUUUUAAGCACUCUUGGAAGGAACAGCCCUUUCUCUAUGCCAGUCAAGGCCAGAGAAGAUUGUGUUCGCUUGAAUUCAUGUAGCUAGCUCUCUGUUCACCAUUAAAUAGUAGCAGCCUCUUUUUUGCUGCACUCAGGCCUAGAAAUGACCUGCUAUCAAAGUGUCUUAUUUGUGUUUCUAUGUAUGUAAUGUAUAUUUUUUUCACUUUUCAAUAAGGUGCAGUACCAUACUUCACUAUUUGUUUCUGCUCCCACCACAAAACAGGGGACUUCUGCAUAAGAGCUCUUCAGAAAUAUUUUCCUGGGUGCAGAGGCUUUUCUGCUUUAGAAAUUCUAUGACAAUAAAUCUGUUGCACUGAG
Messenger RNA from Pelodiscus sinensis (Chinese soft-shelled turtle), 1945 nucleotides. NCBI's taxonomy places the organism in Eukaryota, Metazoa, Chordata, Testudines, Trionychidae. The record is from RefSeq and is a predicted model, not a curated record.